This is a messenger RNA of Procambarus clarkii (red swamp crayfish), 3144 nucleotides long. Its product is annotated as nuclear pore complex protein Nup93. Gene Ontology annotation, biological process: poly(A)+ mRNA export from nucleus; protein import into nucleus. NCBI's taxonomy places the organism in Eukaryota, Metazoa, Arthropoda, Malacostraca, Decapoda, Cambaridae. The record is from RefSeq and is a predicted model, not a curated record. Gene Ontology annotation, molecular function: structural constituent of nuclear pore. Gene Ontology annotation, cellular component: nuclear pore.
UAUGUCGUCUAGUUUAUGACUGUUGAUUAGUUUGUUGGGGCGGUGUUUUGAUUGAUUUUGUGGUGUAUUCAAUGGCUGUUGAAUAUUUUGUAUAAGAGUGCUGUCACCAGAAAGUUCUCAAUAAUUUACUGGUGACAUGUUGAUUUAAAGAAAAUGUAUAGUGGGUUAGAAAGUAUUUGGAGAAAGUUUUGAUGUAGGAGGAGUGGCAGGAAGAUAAACACGAUCAUUGAUGGGCUGGAAAGGCAAGUCACAGGACAGAGAGUAACACGUGAGCAAUAUCAAUGAACUCUGGCUGAAAGCUGUGUGUUGCAAGAAAAUGAAAUUAUUGGCAGAUUGAAUGGGUUUGGGUCCGAAGUUGAUUGAGUUUGGGUGGGCCAUUCUGCUGGGCUCACGAGGAGUUGACUUGCCACACAUAAGCAGUCGACUUGAGACCCUAACCACAGCCCGCACCCUCCAGCCCCUGGAAGCCGUCGCUGACACAGAUAUUGCUGCUUUCCUUAGAAAUGAGCGUGAGAACGCCAUCAUCACGGCUAUUGAGGACUCCAAGCGGCGGACAAGUGAAGAAGUUGACAAGUUAUACUGGAAGCAGCAACAAGCUGAGUGGGAGCAGAAAAAACAGGACCUGCUCUCAGCUUUCACUCACUCGGGAACGGACCUCCUCAACAUUACGGUUCAGCAACAGGAUAGCAUUGUUUGUGUACCACGAAAUGUGGGAGGAACAAGCAGUAGUCUCAGCAGUGAAGAAAUGGCUUACGUCAGGGUCAUCCGUGAAUACAAUGAAGAGGUGCUUCAAGGGGGAAUACGACCCAACUUGGCAGAUUCACUUACCAAUGCUGCUUCAACCAUGAGUGAUCAGGGUAUAUCAGAUUUAUGGGCUCUGGUACAGUGCCUAAGUGAGGUACCCGUGAGUGUAGGCGGUGAUGCAGCACAAGCUCGGGCUUCUCCCAGGGUACAAGCUGCACUCGUAAAGCAGGCUCGUGGCCAUUUGGAGAAGUCUUAUGCUACCCACAUGAGGCGCAUGGUUUACUCCCACCUGGAGCGUGCACAGCUGGGAGGAGUUCCUGGCCUGGUUCCUCUAGUUCGGGCAUUCUUAGAGGUAGUCUUGCCUCCUCAGGUUGCCACUACUUUGGAGGAUGGCCAGGCUAACAAUGCACCAGUUUGGCCUCUCAUCUUCUACUGCAUGAGAGCUGGAGGAAGCAAAGCUGCUUGCCUUGCUGCUGCAGAAAACAGUUCUCCGUCAGUUGUAGAAAUUGUGACAGCCCUGGAACAGUACGAGAAGAAUGACUCAGGUCGCUUGCCACCAGAUCUGGAGAAAAAGCUGAGGAUGUCAUACAAGAGAGCUGUUAAGAAUUCCUCCGACCCAUUUAAACGAGCUGUUUACUGUGUAUUGAGUCGCUGUGACCCACAUGAGGACCAUAAUGACAUUGCUGCUACUACCGAUGACUACCUGUGGCUUAAACUGUGUGUGGUGGAUUGCGACACAUCUCCCUCUGCAUCAACAUCUAGCAGUAGUAGUGCUCAGCAGGAUAUUCUCUCUCUCACACACCUUCAGAAUCUUCUUUAUGAACAAUAUGGAGAAACCCACUUUAAUGCAUGGAAUCAACCACUUCUCUAUACAACAAUUCUGCUACAAACCGGCCAGUUUGAGGCUGCUGUAGAAUUUUUGAGCCGUAAAGAAGCCUUGAGAUGUCAUGCUGUUCACGUGGCCCUUGCACUACAUGAAAUGAAUCUUUUAGCUUUACCUGCUGAAGUCCAUGCUCCAAUGUUAUCACGUGAAGAUGGUGAUCCUGAAGGAGUACGUCGGUUAAACCUGACCCGACUCAUUCUAUUGUAUACUCGCAAGUUUGAGGCCACUGAUCCAUGUGAAGCACUACACUACUGCUUUUUCCUAAGAUCACUAAAAGGGAAAAACGGAGAGAACAUGUUCGCAGGUUGCAUUAGUCAGCUGGUUCUCAACUCCCGGGAAUUUGAUCUUUUGCUUGGACGUUUGGAACCAGAUGGUCGUCGUACACCGGGCAUCAUUGAUAAAUUCAAGGUUGAUGUGAGUGAGGUAACACAAAUGGUGGCUCAAGACUCGGAAAAGAAAGGUCUGCACGAAGAUGCAGUCAAGCUUUAUGAUUUGGCAAAGAAUCAUGAGAAAGUAGUGUCACUGCUGAAUCAGCUGCUGAGUCAAGUGGUGCACCAGACUGAAGGUGGCAGUGGUAGUCAACGUGGACGUGUUGUUGAGUUGGCCACUGCUGUAGCACUCCGCUUCAAGACCCAUGGUCACAAGACCCAUCCCAAUAAUGCUGCUACAUUGCAUCUUCUCUUGGAUCUUACUACUUUCUUUGAUUUGUACCACAAAGAAAGAUAUAUGGAUGCUCUUGAGGUUUUGAAAAAGCUACGUAUUAUAGCCUUGAGUCGAGACGAAGUAGAGACACGUGUUGCUGGAGUGAGCGCUCAAGGAAGUGAAGUGCGCAGUGUUCUCCCUCAUGUUCUACUAGCAGCCAUGACCACAACGCAUCGAUUGUAUCGCAUGCCUGUCCACCCACAGACUCCUCAAACUUCUUUCAAUGCAUCUACUACAGUAAUUUCUCCAGCUGCCAAGCAUCUUCAAGAGCAAGCUCGUGCCAUCGUCACGUUUGCUGGUAUGAUUCCCAUGAGAUUGCAUUCAGAGAUAAAUGCACGUCUUGUCCAGCUGGAGGCUGUAAUUAAUUAGCAUUUGGUUAUAUUUAUCAAUUAAACUUUUUCCAUGUACAGUAUUUUUGAAAACUUAAAAGCUAUAAAGUUUUAGGAGUUUGGUGGUAAUGCAUAGUAAAGGUAUUGUAAUAAGUGUUUUGUAUUAUUUGCAUCAUAGGUUUUUCAUGUGAAGCCUCCAUUUUUCAGAAAAAUAAGGGAUUAACUCCUGAACUUUGUCAAACUUUAACAUCAAGUAUAUUAUGUCUUCACUUUUUGGCUUCUUUAUAACUAACUAGAAGAUUGGUAACUUACAGGUUGCACUACCCAUAUUUGUGGUUAGGGUAAUUUUGUGCAAAAUUAAGAACUCGUGAAUCCCAUUUAUGCAAAGAACAUGUAGUUUAAAUUUACAACCUUAAAAUUACUGUAUCACUAUAUUAACAGUGGAAUCACUUGGCGCCAGUCAAAAAUUUGUAUAACUUUUUUUAA